AUGCCAAUCGACCAAGAGAAGCUAGCUAAGUUACAGAAAUUGUCCGCCAACAACAAGGUUGGCGGUACCAGAAGAAAGAUGACCAAGAAGAGUGGCUCUUUGUCUGCUUCCAACAAGGAUGAUACUAAGUUGCAAAGUCAAUUGGCUAAAUUCCAUGCUGUCACUGUUGACAACGUCGCCGAGGCUAACUUCUUCAAGGACGACGGUAAUGUGUUGCACUUCAACAAGGUCGGUGUCCAAGUUGCACCACAACACAACACUUCUGUGUUCUACGGUAUCCCACAAGAAAAGGGUUUGCAAGAGUUGUUCCCAAACAUCAUCUCUCAAAUGGGUCCGGAAUCCAUUCAAGCUUUGACCCAAUUGAGUGCUCAACUACAGCAGGCCCAACAGGCUCAAAAGGCUAAGGAGGGAUCGAAUGACGCUGAGAAGAAGGAUGAGAGCAUUCCGGAGUUGGUCGAAGGUCAAACCUUCGAGGGCGAAGUCGAGUAG
Messenger RNA from Torulaspora globosa, 489 nucleotides. RefSeq names its product Egd1p (gene EGD1). The record is from RefSeq and is a predicted model, not a curated record. The coding region runs from base 1 to 489 and encodes 162 amino acids. Gene Ontology annotation, cellular component: nascent polypeptide-associated complex; cytosol. NCBI's taxonomy places the organism in Eukaryota, Fungi, Ascomycota, Saccharomycetes, Saccharomycetales, Saccharomycetaceae. The transcript has a single exon.